Chilo suppressalis (striped riceborer) is the source of this 1036-nucleotide messenger RNA. Lineage: Eukaryota; Metazoa; Arthropoda; Insecta; Lepidoptera; Crambidae. The record is from the annotation of a GenBank genome assembly.
CGGCUGCAGAAUCAGUGUACCCAUCGAGUGUUUGCUGAAAACCAAAUUUUUACACAUAUUUAUGAUUAGGAGAAUUUAUAUCCACCAGGUUGCCUAUCAAAAUGUGGCCGCUAGUAUUUUUAAUUAAAUUAUUAAUAAUUCAUAAUCCGUAAGAAAUUUCACUGACAUGUUUUUUCAAUGAAAUGUCGUCUAUUUUACGGCAAUAUCUAUGAAGACUCUGAAAAAUCAUGGUUGCCGUUGCGCACCUGGCCGCACCUCUUCGCAGCCAGGUGUACACAGGUAUGAUUUUGUUACAUUUAUACACCCACAACGUACAUUCAUAUUUUAUAAAUCAAAUUAAAGCUAAUUUUUUUCUGUUCAUUAUUAUAUACGGUUGCCUAAUUAAAUUUGGCCGCAAAUAAGGGUUGCUGGCUGUUAAAUAAAGAAAAUAUUAAAAGAAGAGUGAAAGAGAGCUAGCGCGUUACACUACUAUUCAGACGAGGAUAGCAAUUGCCAGCUGCCGGACAGUUUAAAGCCAUUGCGCAUGCGUCAGAUGCUAGUGUUCUCAACGGAUCAGUUGCGACUUUUAUUCUAUGUUAAAAACCACGCUAUUUUGGAGUACGUAAUACACAACAUAAUAUAUUGCUGUUUCAUUUGUGCAUCGAAAAAUUAUCAAUCUCAUCGGGGUGAAAUAAAAUUUAUGAAGAUGAAGGCGUGUUUUCUGUGCGAAAAAAAAAACAAUGUACUAGACUGUGAUAAUGCUUCAUUCAAAAAGUGUUCUCUAAUGUUAUUGUUUCGUCGUAAGAAAAAAUAUAAAUAUCAUGACAUUUUAUUAACACUUGAAUCCACCGAUGAUUUUGAAUAUCAUACAGAGUGUUUGAAAAAAAUUACAGUUAUAUCCAUUUACGGAUAUUAUUGAUGAAUUAAAUUACAUUUUACGGUACGCCUCAAAAUAAUAAAUACUCCAAGACGUUUCUUUUGGAGUAUUUAUUAUAUUGAGGCGUACCUACUAUUGUUUGAAUCGGAGGUUGAGAACACUAGCAUCUGACGCAUGCGC